This is a messenger RNA of Vigna radiata var. radiata (mung bean), 1923 nucleotides long. RefSeq names its product probable WRKY transcription factor 15. Gene Ontology annotation, molecular function: sequence-specific DNA binding; DNA-binding transcription factor activity. The record is from RefSeq and is a predicted model, not a curated record. Bases 102 to 1058 code for a protein of 318 amino acids. NCBI's taxonomy places the organism in Eukaryota, Viridiplantae, Streptophyta, Magnoliopsida, Fabales, Fabaceae. Gene Ontology annotation, biological process: regulation of DNA-templated transcription. The transcript is spliced from 3 exons.
UGUUUUGGCAUGACUUGACCAGGGUACCCUAUGAGCCUCUUUAAUUUUCUUUUGAUCUUGAACAGCUCCUUCCAAACCCUUUCUCUCUCUUUGAUGCAACUAUGCCUGUGGAGCUUAUGAUGGGUUAUAGGAACGACAGUUUCGCCGAAGAGAAUGCUGUUCGAGAAGCCGCGUCAGGGCUAGAGAGCGUGGAGAAGCUCAUCAGGUUGCUGUCACACGCUCAGCUGCAACAACACCAACUUCAACAACAAUCGCACGCGACCAAUUCAAAGUCUUCCAUGGAAAUUGAAUCCGAUUACGGAGCUGUCGCUGACGUGGCGGUUUCCAAGUUCAAGAAGGUUAUUUCGCUUCUGGGCCGAACCAGAACCGGUCACGCGCGCUUCAGAAGAGCCCCUGUGCCUCCACCUCCUCCUUCCGAACCUAGAUUCUACCGCGCAACGCCGCUGCAGCAGAUCCCGCCGCCCCCCGAACACCCUUUCAUCCCAAAAAAUGCUCCGAUUGAGACCAAGGACUCUUCCAAGACCAUCAACUUCUCUUAUUCUAAUUCCUUCGUCUCCUCCCUCACCGGCGACACCGACACCAAACAGCCCUCUUCCUCGUCGCCUGCGGCCGCGACGCCUUUUCAGAUCACGAAUCUCUCUCAGGUCUCCUCCGCCGGAAAGCCUCCUAUUUCUUCGUCUUCGUUGAAGAGGAAGUGCAGCUCUGAUAAUUUGGGUUCUGCCAAGUGUGGCAGUUCCUCCAGCCGAUGCCAUUGCUCAAAGAAGAGCAGAAAAAUGAGGUUGAAGAGGGUGGUGAGGGUACCCGCAAUAAGUUUGAAGAUGGCUGAUAUUCCACCGGAUGAUUAUUCUUGGAGGAAAUACGGACAGAAACCGAUUAAAGGAUCUCCUCAUCCAAGGGGCUAUUACAAGUGCAGCAGUGUUAGAGGGUGUCCAGCGCGCAAGCAUGUAGAGAGGGCUCUGGAUGACCCUUCUAUGUUGGUAGUAACCUAUGAAGGUGAACACAAUCACACACUCUCUGCAGUCGAAGCUACCACUAAUCUUAUCCUAGAAUCUUCUUAGCUGAUUAAUUAAUCACCGAUUUCCCAUCACAGAGUAUAUUCUGAUCAUGCCAUUCAUGGCUUGUACACUUGAAAAUUUUACUCUCGAAGGAGAUUAAUUAAUUGAUGGGUGGGUGUAUUCCUUCCAUGUUCACAUGUUCUAUACACUUGUUUUCCUUUUCCUUUUCCUUUUCCUUUUCUGCUCUCUUCAAAACUUGGACCGACCGACCGACACUGAAUCCAUCCAUGGCCACUGUUUACAUAUUUUUGUUUUAAAAAAGGGUGAAGAUGGCGUAUUUGGUAACGGGUUUAAUUUAAUCCGAUUCAACUCGAAAGAGAAAAAAGAAGAAAGGAGGAAGUGGGGUUGGUAUUAUUCCUUUUCCUUUUCCUUUUCCUUUUCGUUUCUGGUUGAUUGCUUUACAUGUGGUUGUGAUCUUGGAUGCUCAUGGAUGAAAAAGACGGAGUCAAAGAAAGGAUGGGAUGAGGAGGGACAUGUGCUGUUAAUUGCUAAAGAAGGUUGACUAAAAGAACAGAGUGGUUGGCACUUGGCAAUUGCCAGUUAGAACGGCAAAUUAUAGUGAAUGGAACUGGGAAGAAAGAGAGUUUCAAUACAAUUUUUGUUUGAACCCUUUGGCUUCUACCAUAAAGUCUUGUUGCAACGUUAGUAGUACAUUCGUUUAACGUCUUUAAUGUCUGUUUGGUUUAAUGUUUAAAACAUUAAAUUCAUGUUUACCUGUUCUGUUUUUGGUCUCACGUUCUAAGCGAGUUUUAUAGAAUUAAUUGAUAUUCUGAAUGGAAAAGCUACGCCAAAGUCAAAAUGGGUGGGUGUGGAAUUCAUUCAGUUCAUAAGUUCAUACACUGAAGGCUCCUACCUUGUUUUAAAUUUC